Molecule: messenger RNA, 924 nt
Organism: Rhagoletis pomonella (apple maggot)
Lineage: Eukaryota; Metazoa; Arthropoda; Insecta; Diptera; Tephritidae
Product: glutathione S-transferase 1-like
Exons: 1
Coding region: 144-809 (221 amino acids)
Biological process (GO): glutathione metabolic process
Molecular function (GO): glutathione transferase activity
Source: RefSeq, a predicted model, not a curated record
AAACAAAAGCUAUCGCACUUACAGUGUCUCAGUUUUACAGUAGCUCCCAACACGGAAAGCAGCAGAAGCGCUUCGAAAAAAAAACUGAGCUAUCCAUCCAACUUUAAAUUUUAGUAUAACAAUCGCAAAUACCUGCAAAUAGUAUGGGCAAACUAGUGUUGUACGGCGUCGAUGCUAGUCCACCGGUGCGUGCUUGCAAGUUGACCCUGGCUGCGCUCGGUUUGCAAUACGAAUACAAAUUAGUGAAACUACUUGACGGCGAACACCGAACCGCCGAAUUUGAACGCAAGAAUCCACAGCAUACGGUACCGGUGCUCGAGGACGAUGGCCAAUACAUUUGGGACUCUCACGCUAUUAUUGCAUACUUGGUACGACGUUAUGCUAAGGACGAUUCACUUUAUCCCAAGGACUUUUUAAAACGUGCCGUGGUCGAUCAGCGUCUUCACUUUGAAUCGGGUGUAUUGUUUCAGGGCUGUUUGCGUAACAUAGCAUUGCCAGUGUUCUAUGACAAUGAGAGCGAUGUGCCGCGUGCAAAAAUUGAUGCCAUUUAUGAAGCAUACGACUUUCUCGAGGCUUUCCUGGGCGAUGAACCGUAUAUGUGCGGCAAAACUAUCACUUUAGCCGAUUUUAGCAUCGUAUCCACCGUAUCUAGCUUCGAGGAGUUGGCGCCUAUCGAUGCGGCUAAAAAUCCGAAAUUAAAAGCUUGGUUGGCACGCAUUAGCCAAUUGUCCUACUAUAAUCAAGCGAAUGGGUAUGGUGCCAAAAUGCUGAUCGAUAUGUUCAAGGAAAAGAUUAAGCGAAUUGUAUAAGCGAUAUGGAGCCACAGGAAAUGUUUUGAGAUACAUAUGUGUGUGUGUGUAUUUAGCUGAUUUAUCAGUGAUUUUGAUUGAAAUAAAAUAAAUUUAGUGAUAAGUGGUAAAUAAU